Messenger RNA from Talaromyces amestolkiae, 1545 nucleotides. RefSeq lists its product as uncharacterized. Gene Ontology annotation, cellular component: mitochondrion. Gene Ontology annotation, molecular function: pyridoxal phosphate binding; 5-aminolevulinate synthase activity. The transcript has 3 exons. The coding region runs from base 1 to 1545 and encodes 514 amino acids. Gene Ontology annotation, biological process: heme biosynthetic process. Lineage: Eukaryota; Fungi; Ascomycota; Eurotiomycetes; Eurotiales; Trichocomaceae. The record is from RefSeq and is a predicted model, not a curated record.
AUGAUACGACUUUCCCCAAGUUCCUGGAAACUCCUAAAAUCAAGACCUUUGAGCCAGGGUAGUGGUGCCCUCAAGUAUACUAGGAAACAAAGUUUGAGUAGAGUACACAGAGGCACGCACAAUGAAUUGAUAAACAACACUAUUGCCUCUUCCCCCCAAAGGAAAGAUGCAUCAAACGUUGCCCCAGAAAUUUCUGAAUCAUGUCUCAAAACCUUUGACUACGACUCCUUCUGCGAUCUUGAGCUCGAACAGAAGAAACGAGACGGGUCUUAUAGAACGUUCAAUAACAUCAAUCGUUUGGCAAACUCAUUCCCGUUGGCUAAGAACAGUCAGGAGAAGAAGAUCUCUGUGUGGUGCGCAAAUGAUUAUCUUGGAAUGAGCCGAAAUACUCAUGUCCUCGAUACGAUACAUACCACCCUCAAUCGUUACGGGGCUGGCGCGGGAGGCACGAGAAACAUCUCUGGUAACAACACAGAAGUUGAAUUGCUCGAGUCAAAAGUAGCUGAACUGCAUAAAAAAGAGGCGGGACUCGUUUUCUCCUCCUGCUACGUGGCAAAUGGCGCUGCGCUGACAACCCUCGGUUCCAAGUUGCCGAACUGCGUCUUCCUAUCCGACGCAUUGAACCACGCAUCUAUGAUUGAAGGGAUCAGACACUCUCGCGCAGAAAAGAAAAUCUUUCGGCACAAUGAUUUGGAUGAUCUGGAAGCUAAACUACGUGAUUUGCCACUUGACCAACCAAAAAUCAUCGCUUUUGAGUCUGUGUAUUCAAUGAGCGGUUCAAUAGGCAAGAUCGAAGAGAUUUGCCAGCUUGCUCGUCGAUAUGGUGCCCUCACGUUCCUCGAUGAGGUCCAUGCCGUAGCUAUUGGUACUUUCGGGAAAGCUUACGGCGGGAUAGGAGGAUAUAUAGCUGCUUCUGCAUCAAUUAUCGACUACAUCCGUUCUCUAGCACCAGGCUUCAUCUUCACGACUUCAUUGCCUCCCGCUGUUCUCGCAGGAGCUCGGGCCUCGGUGGAGUACCAGCGGAAGUGUCUCGAUGACAGGCGUCUCCAACAGCUCAAUACAAGGGCUGUCAAGGAAUCCUUGAAAUCGAUUGACAUCCCUGUGCUCGAGAAUCCUUCGCACAUUAUUCCUAUUCUUGUGGGUAAUGCAAAGGCUGCCAAGCAGGCAAGCGAUAUGUUGCUGGAGAAGUUUGGCAUCUAUAUCCAGUCGAUCAAUUAUCCAACUGUGCCUAUUGGCCAAGAGCGUUUAAGAGUCACACCUACCCCAGGUCAUGGACCGGAGCUUAGAGACCAACUUAUCAGUGCCCUGGAGUUUGUUUGGAAUGAGCUUGGUCUCAAGAGAAAGACGGACUGGCUAACUUCUCAGGAAGUCGAUGCUGAAAUCCUUGAUGCGUUAAACUCCACUGAGCCACCAAUCUGGACGGAUGAACAACUUGGAUUGGGUAAAUCUGAUGAUAAGCAGAUCACAACUAACCAACCUUUGGGACAUGAUGCAAUUCUUGGAGUGGAGGAUAAAGAACCACUCCGCAUGGGAGCUGGCCACUAG